AUGUUAUCUAUUUCUUCAUUAUUCAAGAGAAACUCUGUUUACGUUGCUACUAUCUUUGGUGGUGCUUUUGCUUUCCAAGGUUUCUUUGAUGUUGCUGUUACCAAAUGGUACGAAAGCCACAACAGAGGUGAUUUCCUCGAAGGUGGCGAUGAAGAUGAAGAUGAUGAAUAA
Hyphopichia burtonii NRRL Y-1933 is the source of this 171-nucleotide messenger RNA. RefSeq names its product cytochrome b-c1 complex subunit 9. The transcript has 2 exons. The coding region runs from base 1 to 171 and encodes 56 amino acids. NCBI's taxonomy places the organism in Eukaryota, Fungi, Ascomycota, Pichiomycetes, Serinales, Debaryomycetaceae. The record is from RefSeq and is a predicted model, not a curated record. Gene Ontology annotation, biological process: mitochondrial electron transport, ubiquinol to cytochrome c.